AUGAACCUGCCACCCCAUCAACGCCGGCGCAUUCCGUAUAUGGCCAUUACUUUGGCACUCCAGCAUAAACAAACUCAGUACGAGCUCACGUCCGAACUUCUCUCUGAUUUAUUUGGUCGUGUGUUGAACCAAGCCCAAGUUCAGCAAGGCUUUCUGAUGGUUCUGAAUGAACUCGGUGAACUCAUCAUUGAUUUUCCGAAGGCACCUGAACACGUUGGACGCUUUAUUGCUCGUGCCAUGGCAGAUGACAUCCUGCCGCCAAAGUUCACUGAGUUCCAGAAAUCCGUUCUGUCCCAAGCUCCACUAGUCUUUGCUCAUGGUGAUGCAAAGACAUCCUCAGAAGGUGCCAGUUCAGGGCCUAGCAACACACCGCCUGCAACUGCAGCAUCCGUGGAUUCCCCACCUCAGUCACGGACAGCUGUACGUCCCGGAACUCGCAAUCUAAGUGACAGCAGCAAUGGCACUGCUGGUGCAGAGCCAGCUUCUUUCGGUACCACGGUUAGCAGUGGCAUUGGUUCAGCCUCCAGUCUCGUGGCGACUAGCACUACUAAUCCCGAGGUGGUUAUGAGCGCUUUGGUUCGAGCGGAGAAUUUGCUCACUCUGAGUCAUGCAUUUUCACGUCUGGACAAUAUUUGGGGAGUCCCCGUUGGACCAAAAGCGACUAAACUACUGAUAAAGAAAAUCCGUGGACUAUUAAAGGUCUAUCUUGAUUCGGACGAUGUGGAUGAAGCCACUGAGGCCCUUGUGGAGCUCGACUCACCCCAUUUCCAUCACGAGCUCGUGUUCCAGGCCAUCAUUAUGGCGAUUGAACUCAGUACUGACGACGCACGCAAUCGCAUAAUACGUUUGCUCAAAGAAUUGUGUGGUUCUGUUGUGAUAACUCCAAACCAACUGGCUCUGGGUGUGCGUCGCGUGUACGCCGAACUCCCAGAUUUACAGCUAGAUGUGCCAGCAGCCUAUGUUUUGAUGGAGCGUUUCUUGAAUGAGGCAAUUGCAGCAGGCUUUGUGUCAAAGAAAUUGGCUGCAGAAAUGCCAACGAAGUGA
Messenger RNA from Echinostoma caproni, 1044 nucleotides. NCBI's taxonomy places the organism in Eukaryota, Metazoa, Platyhelminthes, Trematoda, Plagiorchiida, Echinostomatidae. The record is from the annotation of a GenBank genome assembly.